AUGCAGCCUGCUCGAGAAUUCCCCGCCUUUAGCGACGCCACCGUGGUUGGUGGUGGGUUCCGCCAAAUCCAAAUCCAUUCCGCGUCUCGUCCUUUCUCCUUAACCCUGAUGUCAUACCGCUGUAUCCUCCAUCUAACACACCUUGCCAGUGUAGCCGGCAUCCCCUCCAACACCGGCUACAACCGCCACAUCGCCAACCUGGCGCCCCAGCAGCGCUCCCAUGACGCUCCGGAACCCCGCAUGCUCACCCAGAUGGCCAAGCAACGCCUUGUUCGCCGCUCUGACGCUUAUGAGCAGUACGGUCCGUACGUUUACCACGGGAUAACACCGACCGCUGGAGACCAGUCGCAGCCAUAUCAAGAGAUAAGCCCGCCGCAGGGGAUGCGUGCGUCUAUGCCGUACAACUCGCUGUACGGCACGUCCGCCGCUGCAGCGGGCCGCACCGCUUCGGCUGCCGCCGCCGCGGCUGCAGCCGCGGCGGCAGCAGCAGCAGCAGCUGCCGGACUGUCCUACCCGCCGCAGGCGCAGGGCACGCCGCAGAUGGUGGCCAUGCCGCAGGUGGCGGCGGCCCAGGCUACGGCCCAGGGCCACGUGACGACGUCUUUGUACGCCGUACCGUCAACGGUGCCGCCGCAAAAAUAUCCACGGGAAUCACGGUAUACAUCACAGUCACCGCCGCCGCCGCCGCCACCGCAGCAGCAGCAUGAACCUGGCCACGUAGAAGCCCCAGUCACUGCCGACAACGAUGACGAGGAGGCACCGGAUUCGCCCUUGCGAGGUGUCGUACUCCGUAGCGCUGUGUCGCCGACGCCCACGCAGCAGCCGCCGCCGCCGCCGCCAGCGGCAGCCGCCGCGGGUACCUUGGCGGCGGCGGAGGCAUGGCUGGCUGCUACAGCCGAUCCAGUGCAAGGCUCAGAACCGGAUGGCGCCAGCGAAUCCUUGCCAGACAUCACUCUACUGCCGCGACGGCGACUGUCCGUGGUUUCGGAGCUGCCGACAGAGGCAGAGGCCGCACAGCUGCCGCCCACACCGACGGCCGCCUCCGGCGCCGGUGGUUUCGGAGCGGUGAUGCGUUCCUCGAGUGGUGGCUCAACCCUCGUGGACUCGCAGACACCAACUCCCCGGGUAGCGGCAGUUACCGCUGCGUUUGGCGUCGCCGCCUCAUCCCCCUCCUUUGGGCGAUUCACUCCAGGGACCCCUUCCGGGAGGUUCCAGCCCCAACCGUCGCGCGGGCUGUACGGCAGCGUUGUACGGCGACCCGCCACGGCCGGUGCAGCUGUGCCGACAUCGACGCCGCCGUACGAUCUACGUGCUGUAACCGGAGAUGCAGCGGCGGCGCGGCCGCCGGUGGAGGUGUUGACGAUUCAUCACUCUUCGCGACAUCAAGCGGAGGAAGUGGCGCCGCAACCUCCCAGUCCCCUUCGGGUUAUGUCAGUUAUAUCAGGUCGGUCUCCGAAAUCUCCUUCGAGGCCCUCCUCAGCGGCAAAGGCGCCCUUGGGCUCCCCUCCCUCGCCACCCUACGGGGCCAAAAAGGGCUUAUGGUCCUCCCGAGCCGCAUUGGCGACCGAAACCCGUGGCUUGCGUGCUGCGGCGCGUUUGUUGCGCUCCGAAAACCGGCGGCUGGCGAGUGAGGCCGCGGCGCUCGCGGGCAGCGUGGAGGGGCUGGCGGAGGGGUGGCUGAGCCCGGAGUUUGUACGGCUUCACGCGGCAUCAACGGAGCGUCGGCUACUGUUCCUGGAGCAGCUGUCCCCGCUGGCGUCAUUGCGAGGCAGCUCCAGAACGCCCAUUCACGACGCCGGCGGCGCUGGAUACGUCUACGCAACGGAAGCGGAGGCCGUGGCCGCCGCUGCCGCGGAGGCGGCGGAGGCGGCGGAGGCGGAAAUGCCCGAGGAGAGAGAAACUGCGGCUGAGGCCGACGAUGACGGCGCAGCGGAUCCGACACAACAGCUGUCGCCGGCGGCGGCGGCGGCGGCGGCGGCGCUGUACAAUCGCGUUGAUCGCGGCGGUUUCGUCGGCGGCGGCUUUGUCGAGCGCGGACGUGCGGCGGGAUAUGUUGCGGGUUACGACGACGGCAUGUUGUACGGCAGCACGACGGGGUCGCGGGGGUCGCGGUUCCGUUACGUUCCGCCGGCGGAGCUGCGGCUGCGGCGGGACGUGCUUGGGGAGGCAGGGCUGCGGCGGCGGCUCAGCGAAGCGCUGCAGGCCGCACGGGAAACGACGGCCGGCACGCAACAGCGCUUGUUUGGCGCUCCAACUAGACGGGAUCUAUGCCCGUUGGUCUCCUAACAUAAACGAAGUCGCAACUGGGGGGCUCUUCCUGCCGACCGAACGAACCGAGCAUCUCAGAGAGCUCGCAACCAGGACCUGGGCGACCGGGAGCCCGACGAGUCAUCCCGGGCUGGGGAGGUCACCAAGCUCAAAAAUCCUCAUGCAAAAAAAGAGCGCAAAGAGCUCACACCACAAGACGCCAAACAGCCUCCUGAGACUACUACCCUCCUCCGCCUCUCCCUCCCUGGGCUAGUCCAGGGGAGAUAGCCCCCGUCGGGGGGGUAACACCGCACAAGUCCGCGCCCUUCCACAGCACUGGGUCUAACUUGAAAAGUACUCAAACGGGAAGACCCUGCGGCAACGCAGGGCGAUCAAGCCUCCGGAAACCACAGGGGGGGAGGGUAGCCAGCUCGGCGCCCUCCCA
This is a messenger RNA of Volvox carteri f. nagariensis, 2692 nucleotides long. RefSeq lists its product as uncharacterized. The coding region runs from base 1 to 2286 and encodes 761 amino acids. Lineage: Eukaryota; Viridiplantae; Chlorophyta; Chlorophyceae; Chlamydomonadales; Volvocaceae. The record is from RefSeq and is a predicted model, not a curated record. The transcript is spliced from 11 exons.